GCCAGAGAAGGGGGAGGGUCCUUGGGCUUGGCCGGGGCUGCGACUGCUGACCGAGGCGUCUCCCUAUUAGGCCUGAGCCUCCGAGGACCCCCGCCCGCAGCCUCCGCGCCUCGGUGUGGCUCGCCCGGAGCAUGCUGCCUGCAGCUAUGAGGGGCCUCGGCCUGGCGCUGCUGGCCGUGCUGCUGUGCUCGGCGCCUGCUCAGGGCCUGUGGUGCCAGGACUGCACCCUGACCACCAACUCCAGCCAUUGCACCCCGAAGCAGUGCCAGCCGUCUGACACGGUGUGUGCCAGCGUCCGCAUCACUGACCCCAGCAGCAGCAGGAAGGACCAGUCAGUGAACAAGAUGUGCGCCUCUUCAUGCAGCUUCGUGAAGCGGCACUUCUUCUCGGACUACCUGAUGGGGUUCAUCAACUCGGGCGUCCUAAAAGUCGACGUGGACUGCUGCGACAAGGACCUGUGCAACUCGGCCGUGGCCGGGCCGCGGUGCAGCCCCUGGGCCCUUUCAGGGGGGCUGUUGUUCAGCCUGGGGCCUGUCCUCCUCUGGGCGCCCGCCCUCCCACGGGGCGGCUGACCCAGCAAUCCUGCCCAACUGGGCUGGCUCUGUGCUCUGGGUGGAGGGGCUGCCCACCCCCCCAGAGGUGAGGCUUCCCUGCCUGUCCACCAGCUCUGCGUCCAGGACACUGUGCAGCCUGGGGGGCGGGCCUGAGGAGACCGGGACUCCCGGGUUACUGGGGGCAGCCAGGCCAGGCCAGGCCAGAUCCGUCCCAGAGGGCAUCUGCCAUGGAGAAAUAAAGUCACUUCUGA
This is a messenger RNA of Ochotona princeps (American pika), 805 nucleotides long. RefSeq names its product lymphocyte antigen 6 family member H (gene LY6H). Gene Ontology annotation, molecular function: acetylcholine receptor binding; acetylcholine receptor inhibitor activity. The record is from RefSeq and is a predicted model, not a curated record. Gene Ontology annotation, cellular component: plasma membrane. Gene Ontology annotation, biological process: acetylcholine receptor signaling pathway. The transcript has 3 exons. Bases 132 to 572 code for a protein of 146 amino acids. NCBI's taxonomy places the organism in Eukaryota, Metazoa, Chordata, Mammalia, Lagomorpha, Ochotonidae.